This is a messenger RNA of Temnothorax curvispinosus, 1505 nucleotides long. RefSeq lists its product as uncharacterized. Bases 49 to 1401 code for a protein of 450 amino acids. NCBI's taxonomy places the organism in Eukaryota, Metazoa, Arthropoda, Insecta, Hymenoptera, Formicidae. The record is from RefSeq and is a predicted model, not a curated record. The transcript is spliced from 4 exons.
CGCGUGCUAUCACUAUAUCAUUACGUGCCGAGAGUUGGCGGCGUAAAGAUGACGGGCAGAAACGAUGCGCUUAAAAAGGACGACGAAGAUCGCGAGUGCACUUUGAAUGACGUGACGGAAGUACGGUCAAACGGAAAUUCGGAUGAAGACGAGUACGUGAAGCUGUUGCAGAAUACAUUCGACCGGAGCUACUUUCCGAGUGACUUCGACGAGUGGACAGUGAGCGAAAAAUAUAGCUGGAUAAAUAAGAAUCUCUCCAAAUUCUAUCCGAACGUGCCGGAAUCCUUAUUGGAAUUCAUCCCGGCUUCCUUCUGUCAUGGGGACUGCGGUCGAUCGCCGGUGGAGAAACCCGAAUGGCUCGACAUGGAUAAGUACCGCAGGGGGCAGAAAUUCGUGCAGGAUUACUUCGGCGGAAUUACCAUAGCCAUGGUGUUGGCGCUCUUGCCCGCUUUUUCCUUCGAAAGUAAUCUAAAUCCAAUUAUCCUCCAUGACCGCGCUCACACGCCGUUUUUGGGAUUCAAAAGAUACUUGUCGACCAUGCGCCGGAUGAUGAAUUGGUUCGCCGGGGAACCGUGGGUCAAGGGAACACUCGCGUUCAAAGACAUGGAAGUUGUACGCAAAAUGCACGUGAGAAUGAGAGCAAAGCUAUCUCAGUUUGACGAUCAUAAAAUCGACGACGCGUCCAAAUUCGCGAAUCCAUGGUGCCCGGAUCGUGAAUUGCUUUUGAAAGAUUUCGCCGAGGGGUGUCCGUUCGAGAGGAUCGGGCAACGUCCUUACAAGAUGUUCGUCGAUUUGCCAUUCAAGCGCAAAUAUAUAAACAACGCCGACAUGGCGAUGAUUCAAUGCUGCUUCAUAGGCUUCGUUUUAAUUUAUCCGCAAGACUUCGGAGCGCACGAUGUAACCGACGAGGAUAUGGAGGCCUUUUGCCACAUCUGGAGAUGUUACGGAUAUUAUCUCGGAAUGGAAGAGAAAUACAACUUUUGCCGUGGGAGCUUGAAGGAGAUAAAACAACGUUUGCAGGAUUUCUAUCAAUAUUGGACGAUACCUAAUUUGAAGGAAGUGACACCCGAAUGGGAACACAUGACGAGAUGCGUCAUCGAGCCGUUUAAUUAUUUCCCCUUUAUGUAUAUGUCUUACAGGUCCGCGAUAUUACUUAUCACGGAUGUAUUUGGCAUAAACAUGCCGCGUUUACACGCGUCUCUCAGUUAUUUAGACUGGAUCAGUUAUAAGCUUUGGAAAUUUGUGCUGCGUCAUGUUUUGAAGCUUUCGGGCGUAAGAUCAUUGUUUAAUAAGGUGUUACUGAGCCUAUUGAAUCAAAUGGCGAACUGUAGCUCGGAAAAAGAAGCGCAACUUCACAUGCGAUCUAAGAAGACAACGCCGGAUUUUUCUGUCACUCUUUAAUAGUAAAAUAGUAAAGUUUUUCUUAGGUAUAUAUUAGUUUAUUUUGUAAAAAUAAUCUAAUUAAUUAAUUUUCCUCAUAUUUUGUAUAUUUCCCAGAUAUAUAU